Molecule: messenger RNA, 534 nt
Organism: Homalodisca vitripennis (glassy-winged sharpshooter)
Lineage: Eukaryota; Metazoa; Arthropoda; Insecta; Hemiptera; Cicadellidae
Exons: 4
Coding region: 43-534 (163 amino acids)
Biological process (GO): DNA repair
Molecular function (GO): DNA polymerase binding
Source: RefSeq, a predicted model, not a curated record
CUUGCUGAGAUAGUGGGUGUGGAGUCAGACAAGGAUCUGGCCAUGCAGCUGAAGCCAAUAAUCAAGGCAUUUCAGCAGCUUCUAGUCGACACCGUCAGCCAAGAGGAUGACGAAGACAAUGUCUUAGACAAACAGCUGUUACACGUCAUCAUCUCCUGUGUGUCCAUGCUUGCUCUCAAGUUGCCUCCAGACCAUGCGUAUACUGCUAAGCUGCUGGAUUGGCUAACUGACUUUGCACUCAAGAGGAACCUACCCACAAUUCCACUCACCAAAAGCUAUCUCACUCUCCUGUUGGCCAUGGUGGCUCGAUGUAAGGCUGAAGCCUCCCUCCUGGACUCGAUAGCCAUACAGCUUUCACAUUUGUUUGGCUCUGUGAAUGAAGUGGAGGUGGAAGAAAGCCCACUAUCCCUGAGCUUAGUAACUGAUACAACCAUGGCAAUUGCCUUACCUCUGCUGUGUAAUAACAUAUCUGCCAGUCUGGACCAGGUCGAGUGGCUGGUGGCGGAGACUGCGGGCCGAACAGGCUACAGUUAA